Molecule: messenger RNA, 2105 nt
Organism: Episyrphus balteatus (marmalade hoverfly)
Lineage: Eukaryota; Metazoa; Arthropoda; Insecta; Diptera; Syrphidae
Gene: Faf2
Product: FAS-associated factor 2
Exons: 4
Coding region: 26-1378 (450 amino acids)
Cellular component (GO): endoplasmic reticulum
Molecular function (GO): ubiquitin binding
Source: RefSeq, a predicted model, not a curated record
AAAAAACGUAUUUUUUUUGGUAACAAUGGAUUCCGUUGAUGAACUAUCCGACGAACAAACCGAAAAGGUUCUUCAAUUCCAAGAUAUUACCGGAAUUGAUGACAUGUAUGUUUGUCGUGAUAUCCUAAUUAGACAUCAAUGGGAUUUGGAAGUUGCAUUCCAAGAACAAAUGAACAUCCGCGAAGGUCGACCGUCCAUGUAUGCCGCAUCGACAGAAUUGCGCGCUCCCAAUGUUGUCAAUGAUCGCUUCCUGCAGCAAGUUUUCUCGGCAAGUAUGCCGGGCGGACGGACUGGCAGUGGACCGCCAAUGCCUGGCAGUUUCACGGGGAUUCUUGGAUACGUGAUAAAUUUUGUGUUCCAAUAUUGUUAUUCGACGCUGUCGUCAAUUGUUAGCACAUUGCUCAGUUUGAUGCGGACUGAUGAGAGGAUUGUCACCGAUCCACUGGGAGAUGUUAUGAAAUUUAUCCAAACAUACAACGAAAAGUAUCCCAGACAUCCGGUCUUCUAUCAGGGCACCUAUGCCCAAGCUUUGAACGAUGCCAAGAAUGAACUGCGAUUCCUGUUGGUCUAUCUACAUAAAGAUGUACCAAAAAGCACCGAUGUGCAAUCAUUUUGCAGCCAAACGCUGGCCGAUCAGAGCGUCAUCGAUUAUAUUAAUCGCAAUGUUCUACUUUGGGGUUGCGAUGUCGCUACUCCCGAAGGUUAUCGAGUCUCACACUCGGUUCAUGCACGAAUCUAUCCAAUGAUGGUGUUGAUUGGUCUUCGAAAUCAUAAAAUGAUUAUUAUGGGUCGUUUCGAGGGCGAUUGUACACCCGAAGAGCUUGUGAGGCGAUUACAAACGGUUAUCUCUGCAAAUGAGGUAUGGCUAAGCCAGGCUCGUGCUGACCGUUUGGAACGAAGCUUCACACAAUCUUUGCGUCAGCAACAAGAUGAAGCCUACGAGCAGAGUUUAAGGGCAGACGAGGAGAAGGAACGAAGGCGACAAGAGCAAUUAGAAGAAGUUCGAAAAGCACAAGAGGCUGAAGAAAAUGAACGCAAAGCAGAAGAACGAAGAAAGGAGGAAAUAGCGCAGCUAAAAAUCGACCUAGCCGAUCGUGUGCCUUCUGAACCCCCACCAGAUUCACCAAAUGCCGUCAGCGUUGUCUUCAAGCUACCAAACGGAGCACGCAUUGAACGUCGAUUCCUAAGCACUGACUCAUUACAGGAUGUCUACAACUAUCUAUUUUGUCAUCCAUCGUCACCUGAUGAAUUUGAAAUAACUACGAAUUUCCCUAAGCGUGUUCUCUAUGCCAGAGACCGAGCGGAAGAUACAAAAACUCUCAGCGAAGUUGGCCUCAAAAACCGCGAAGUUCUUUUUGUCAAUGAUCUGGAUGCGUAAAACGGGCUAAGUGCAACUAAUCUAGUUUCAAACAACAACGUACCAUCCUUCUAAUAUUGAUUCCUAUUGGAGUAUUUUUUUUAAGUUUUCUUACUUUUCCUCUAAUAUUUACUUGCACUCGCUUUAUCCUCUCUCAAAGAGAUACAAAAAGUAUAGCAAUGUGAGGUUAUAUUGUUGGUUGUGAUUUUAUUUUGUUGAAAAGUUGUAAAAAAAUAAAAGAAAAGAAAUCACAAUUAUCAAUUAAACCUGAUCGUAGAAUUUUACUUUAAUUUUUUUUGUAAAUUUUUAAAUUUCUAUUAAUUUCUUGAUUUAUUACCUAAUUAUUUUUUUUUUUCUUUAACAUAAAGCAUUUUGCGGAAUAGAGAAAGUAUUGAUUUUCAAUAAAAAUAUAAGUUUUUCCAUUCCGUUUGUUAAGUAAUAAAUCUUUUUUCGUACUUAUUUUUUUAAUUUAAUCAAAAAAACAAAAGAAACAAACAAAAAGAAACUGUGUUUGAAGUAAAAGCACCUUAUUUAUCUUAUUUGUCUCACACAACUACUAUCAACACAAAAAACUAAAAACAAAAAAAAAAUUAAAAAUGAAAUGAAAAGAAAGAAAAAAAACAACCGCCAAUAAUAGAAAAUGAUACAACAACAACAUAAACAACAGCAAUAACUGUCUCUAAACAAUAUUGUUUUGUUAUCAGUUUAUUGAUAUAGGAUGAUAAAAAUAUAAAGAAAAAAAAAAAAG